This is a messenger RNA of Mercenaria mercenaria, 3229 nucleotides long. Its product is annotated as calcium-activated chloride channel regulator 1-like. The record is from RefSeq and is a predicted model, not a curated record. Lineage: Eukaryota; Metazoa; Mollusca; Bivalvia; Venerida; Veneridae. Bases 125 to 2776 code for a protein of 883 amino acids. The transcript is spliced from 13 exons.
GUUUUGAUCGGACAUAAUAAGCACGAAAUAAACAAAAAAAAUUACAUUAGAUAAUGUAUCAAAACGUUUGAGUUUAUCUUAUGGAGCUACAUUAUUUGAAAGUUAAAAUAGUAUAUUAGCUUCCAUGAAUUCGAUUUUCUGUUUUGUGUGUUUCUAUGCGAUCGCGCAUGUACAUCUAGUAUCUGGGCUCAGUCGGCCCUCCACGAUUGUAUUUGAAAAUAAUGGCUUCACGAACGUCGUCAUUGCAAUUCACGAGAGCGUUGGUGAGGACAAGGCGCUGCUUGAUACUCUUAAGAACGAAAUGACAAAGGCAUCCAAAAUUCUGCAUGUUGCCACAGAACAAAGAGCAUAUUUCAAAGAAAUAAAAAUUUUACUGCCAUCUACCUGGUCAAACGACGCUUCUUACCAAACACCAACGACUGAAAAUUUAGCGUUUGCUGACGUCAUCGUCACAGAUCCCAUCAAAGGCAAGAGGAGUUUACCGCAAACAAGGUCAUAUGAUGGGUGUGGUAAACAGGGCAUUCAUGUUUUGUUGACAAAGGAAUUUUUGACUGUACCACGAAAAGAUCCAUAUUUUGGUAAUCCAGCAAAGUUUUUCAUUCAUGCAUUUGCACAAUUCCGAUGGGGAGUAUUUCAAGAGUACGCAGAGGAAGGUGAAAAUGUAUUUUACAUGUCUCCGUCUACUGGACAACCAGAAGCUAUAAGAUGCACAUUCGGGAUUCGUGGACUUAUACAGAAAACUGAUGCAGCACACACAAUCUGCUAUUCGCACCUGCUUGCUGAUAGAAAUCCACAAAUCCAUGCAUCAAUUGAUGAGAAGACAGGUCUGUAUGAAUCCGACUGUCAGUGGAGACCUUACCCCAAUCAUCAGAGAACAAAAGCGUCUAUAAUGGACCAUCAGUUUAUAGCAGAGCUUGAAACAUUCUGUAAGGACGACCCAUCAGACUAUAGUACCCUCCACAACUACGAAGCACCAAGCAAACACAACAGGCUUUGCGGACACAAGAGUACAUGGGCAGUUAUCACGGAAACUGAUGAUUUUAGGGCUGGAAUUAAUCCUGCAAAAACUCUGUCAGACGCUCAACUUACACCAACUUUUAUCGUGAUGAGAGCAACAUCUAGAAAACGUCGUGCCGUUGUACUAACAGAUCCGUCAUUUGUUAAUGAGAUUCCUCAGUCUAGGAAAAUUCAACAAGUAUUAAGGCAGUUACAGCACGAGCUAUCUACGACUGAUACAGAACUACAUUUUGAAACUGGAGUGGGGAAACAGUUGCAACAAACUCCGCAUAGCAUAGGCAAUGGUGCUAUGUUAGGCGAAAGGAACUUGUCUCAAUACAACGACGUAUUUGGGAACCGUAUAAGUGAAGUCUUAGAGAAAUACAGAACUGUAGACGAUAACGAUAUUCAUCUAGUAGUUAUAACGGAAAAUGUUACUGGAAACUUUGCGCAUGAUUUGACUGACAGAAAACAGAAUCGAUUGAAAGUGUCAUUUCUGUCAAACAGUGUUACAAAUAUUAUAAAUGAUCACCAUGAAGCAUUUGCAGUACACAACAUGGGUGAAGUUCAUGGUCAUACGUUAUUAGACAGACUGAGACAUGUGCUGUGGAUUGACCCUACAAACACUGUCAUUGUAGCACAAGAGGAAUGGGAAUUAUCAGACUCUGAGCCAGUGACAGGUCGUGUAGACAUAGAUCGAACUCUUGGAAACCGCGUUUCAUUUAUCUUUCACUUUGAAAACGAUCUUCCUGACAUUGCCAUUACGUCACCAUUAGAUGUCGUCUACGGUACAGGUUCAUCUGUCUAUUCUGCUGAUAAUGAUUCUAAAGUGAUACAGUUUAAUUUUAAUUUUUCAGAGGCUGGAACAUGGAAGUAUACAAUGUCACAAUCAUCAAUGACGUCAGAGAAAAUACGUGUUACUAUAAUAUCUGAGGAAAAUGUUUUAAACGAAGACCCUGUGGUUUUACGAAAGUCCGUUAAAUUUGCAGACGACACAAACAGUUCGUUGCUUCUACACGUGGAUGCUACACAAGGGUUGUAUCCCUUGUUAGGCUUCAAUGUUACUGCUAAAAUAGAGACGCCAAAGGGAAAUAUUGAGUCUUUGACACUUCUUGAUAAUGGUGCAGGGGCAGACAUAUCAAAGGAUGACGGCAUAUACUCGCGUAUAUAUAUAGCUCCUAAACUCAGUGGUUCGUAUCACGUGACAUUUAUAGUAACAGCUAUAUCUGGAACUGCUGUAAGAAGGGAAGAAACAGUUAUGGUAGGAAAUAAUGAGCAUAAUCCUUUGAAGAAAGAUGUUAAAAAAGUGUCGUUAGAUGGAAACAUACAACGGCAAAUUUCGGGAGGCACAGUAUUUCUGGACCACUCAAAAGAGUGUGACGUCAUUCAUGACUUCAUCGCACCAUCAAGAAUUACAGAUCUUGAGGCGUUUACGUAUAUUUUAUACCGAAAUACGAUUGUGCUAAAAUGGACAGCUCCAGGCGACGACCAUGAUCACGGAAGAGCGGCUUUCUAUGAGCUAUUCGUCGGAUGUGGAAUAAAGGAUGUGCGGCGUUUCUUACAAUACCUUUCUUCAGGGAUGUAUGAAAGUCGGGGCGAUAUUGCUCGCGAGACAUUUGCAGCGGACGCUAACGGGACAGAGAGUGAAAUGUUACUCUGGAAAAUGAAAGAUCCAACAAAGACUUGUAUUUUUGCUUUACGAGCAUUUGAUGAGUUUGGAAAUGGAGGGCAGUUUUCCAACAUUGCAACAGCUGGCUCUACAUCUCUCUGGAGAAAAUGAAGAAGUAUCUUUGUACCGGUUUAGGAGAAGGAGAUUUGUUUUGUUAAAUAAUUUGUAUGAUUAUUAAAUUAUCAGCAUAGAUAUUUGCUUAAAACAAUUUUAUUACGUAGAUUCAAAUAAAGCGAAACUCUGAGCACUUAUACCCAGUACACACACAUUUUUUUUGUGGUUUGUUAAUAUAUUCGGUGAUAUGAAACAGACUUGCUGAUAGAAAUGCCCCCAUCGCUGUGGCACUGAUGUAACAUAAUUCCAAAAGAAAUGGUGGUAUACAUUAAAUAUGGAGCAUUGAUUUUGUUAGAUGGACCAAUUAGUUGUAAAAGAAUUAUCAGAUAGUGGGUUAAGAAUCCUAUACGUAACUUACUAUUUAUUUUUUAAUUCACGUCAAAUGUAUGAAAAUGUGAAUUGUUACGAUUUUAUGGAAAAUGCAUGGAAAAUAUAUAUUUGCUUUUCAUA